Molecule: messenger RNA, 1371 nt
Organism: Acanthosepion pharaonis
Lineage: Eukaryota; Metazoa; Mollusca; Cephalopoda; Sepiida; Sepiidae
Source: the annotation of a GenBank genome assembly
AUGUUUCUAUUUCUUCUUUUGCUUUUUCUUUCUUUUUCCUUCCUUUCUUUGGCUUGUAUGUGUUUGUAUUUUUUUCUUCAGGAAUUUUUCAUUUUGAUAAAAUUUCCAUUUCUCUCUUUUCAUUCUCUUUUCUUUUACCACAGUUUUUUCCUAAUUUAUUUCUUUUACCAUAUCAUUUUUUUCCAUUUAUUUUUCUUAAAGGAAUUCCAUUUCUUCAUAUAUUCCUCUCUUUUUCAUUUUUUUUCUUUUAUUCUCUUUUCCAUUUCUUUUACCGACAUUUUUCUUUUUUUUUUCUUUCUUCAUUUCCAUUUUAUUCUUUUACUUUCAUUUCUCUUUUCAUAUCUAAAAAAUUUCCAUUUCUCUUUUUAUUUCUCUAUUUAUUUUUACCGACAUUUAUCUUCUUUCCAUUUUUGGCUUUUAUUUUUUUCUCUCUUUUUUAAAUUUCAAUACAUUUCAUAUAUAAAAAUCUUUUCCAUUUUCUUAUUCUCUUUUCUUUCUUGCCAAAACAGUUUUAUCUUCUUUUCUUUUCUCUCUUUAUUUGAAUUUUUUCAUAUAUUCUCUCUUUUCAUUUCUCUUUUUUAUUUCUCUUUUCUCUUUUUAAAUUUUCUCUUUUUUCCAUUCCUUUUCUCUUUCUUUUUCUCAAUUUUUAUUUUUUUUUCUAUUUCUCUUUCAUUUUUUCAUAUCAUAAAAUUUUCUCUUUUCAUUUCUCUUUUUUCUCUAUUCUUUUUUACCGACAGUUUUCUCAUUUUAAUUUUCUCUUUGGCUUUCUAUCUACUCUCUUUUUCCUUCCUUUCAUUUAAAUUCUUCUCUUUUCCAUUUUUUUCUUUUACAUUUCUCUCUCAUUUCAUUAUAAAAAUUUCCAUUUCUCUUUUAUCUACCAUAUUUAAUUUUUUUUUCCGACAUUUUAUCCUUCCUUUGCUUUGGCUUACUAUGUCUUUUUUUUAUCCUUCCUUACCAUAUUUUCUAUGUUUUUUGUAUUUUUUACUUUUCUCUCUUUGGUUCAUUUAUAAAAUUUCUCUUUCUCUUUUAUUUCUCUUUCUUUUUUACCGACAAAUUUUAUUCUUCCUUUUCUUCUCUUGUAUGUGUUUGUAUUUUUUUCUCUCUUUUUUUCAUAUAAAAUUUUUCUCUCUUUUUUUAUUCUCUAAAUUUUUUUACCGACAGUUUUCCAUUUUUCUCUUUUUCUUUUCUCUCUGUAUUUCCAUUUUUUACUUUUUCUUUCUCUUUUUCAUUUAUAUAACUUUUUCAUUUCUUUCUCUUUUAUUCUCUUCCAUUUUUUACAACCAUUCUCUUUCUCUUUUAUUCUCUUCUCUUUUUGGUUUCUCUUGUCUGCGUUUGUCUUUUUUAACCUACAUUUUCUUGGUCCACAUGUAA